This is a messenger RNA of Babesia ovata, 1206 nucleotides long. RefSeq lists its product as uncharacterized. Lineage: Eukaryota; Apicomplexa; Aconoidasida; Piroplasmida; Babesiidae. The record is from RefSeq and is a predicted model, not a curated record. The coding region runs from base 1 to 1206 and encodes 401 amino acids. The transcript is spliced from 2 exons.
AUGUCUUUCCUUCAUGGAGUUUUAGAUAACAUUCAUCCUAAAUUAGGCUUACAUAAAAACACUUUAGAUACCGCACUUAACUCACUUAAAGACACAAAUCUUAAUGGUAUUGCUAAAUACAAGGCGGCGAUAGCCGCGGUGGCCGAUGGUGUACAUGACUAUAAUGAGAGAGUGGCAGCGUCGAAUGAGAGUGUUAGUGAUGUUAUUACUACAUUGCGUGAUAGUGUUGGACAGACUUUAACAGAUAAGUUGAAUGCCAUAAAUGAAAAUAAUGUUUCUCAGGACGCUGACCUUUCCAGUGCUGUGAAGUCGGCGGAGGCCUUGGUCAAGACGUAUGCUUCUAAAGGUACGGAUUUCAAAAAUGAUUUUCGUGAUAAAAUAUAUGACGAUUCCAGAGACGCUUCGAGUGGUAGACGCGCCGAAUACAGAAACGGCCUGCGUGUUAACAGGCCUGUGAAGUAUGAAGACAAGGAGGAUUUUAAGGACCUGAAUGCUGAGUUAAGAUUAAAAAUAGAGACGGCGAUCGAUAAUAUUGUUCAUGAAGGUAAGCGUCUCGGUGAACUGUCGGCCAAGGAAAAAACAGACUUGGGGGAAAUGAUUCAAACGAUCAAUGAUUCUUUGGGUGGGCUAAAGAGAUGUGUGACUAAGAAAAUUAAUGAGGAUGUUAUGGCUCUUGUUCGGCAGGUGAAGGAGAAGGUUACAGGAAUUUUCAAAUUGCUUAAGGAGAUUGAAAGGAAGCUGCGGGAUUAUUUGGAAGCUCUACGAAAGUGGAUUAACGAGACGGACAUUGAUGUGGAUGAGGCAAUGAAGGAGGUGAAAAGAUUGCGCAUAAAGAUGCAGAAAACAAAAGAAUUGAAAGAGAAGGGUGAAUAUGUUUUCGAGCAAUUUGAGAAUGCGAAGAAUCAAGUUGCUACUAAUGUAAACGCCGCGCUCCAGGCCGUGAAAACGAUGGACGCGCAGCUGAAGCAGGAUUUGUUUGGGGUGAGGGGGGAGAUAAAAGGGAAGGUGGAGGAGAUUAAUAGGAAGAUUGGGGAGCUUGGGGAGGUGUUUAGUGAUCAAAAAGGCACUCCAAAAAACAUUGAUGAGGUGUUUGACAAGAUUAGGAAUAAGGUUAUUCAAAUUAAUGGGCAGGCGGGAGAUAAUGAUGCAUUUGCCAUGGGAUUCGAGGGCAUUAAAAAUGUUAAAGGAGUAUGCGGAGGGGUUUAG